Selaginella moellendorffii is the source of this 1497-nucleotide messenger RNA. RefSeq names its product pentatricopeptide repeat-containing protein At4g02750. NCBI's taxonomy places the organism in Eukaryota, Viridiplantae, Streptophyta, Lycopodiopsida, Selaginellales, Selaginellaceae. The record is from RefSeq and is a predicted model, not a curated record. The coding region runs from base 1 to 1497 and encodes 498 amino acids. Gene Ontology annotation, molecular function: protein binding. The transcript has a single exon.
AUGGGGAUCUUCCGGAAGAAGAUGGGAAAGCCCCUCAGCGAGGAGGGGCGGAUAAAACGCGCAGCAAUUCGGCUCCGCAGGAUCUACAGACUGUAUGGAAACCCAGAGGCCGAGGUGGAGGCACUGACGACCAGGCUCUUGGAGGCUGACAACUUGCUCGAGGUGCGGACGACUUACGAGAUCAUCUGCACGCAAACUCACACCCGAGACAACCGCGAGCUCAAGAACGUGACGAUCCAGGCAUUUGGAAAGUGGGGUGGCGUGGAGGAAGCCCGCCAAGUGUUUGACGCCAUUCGCCACCCAAGGAACGAGGCAUACCGGGCGAUCUUUGAGGCCUACGUGAACAACGGGCAUUUGGAGGAUGCCCGGCGGGUCUUCUCAUCUCUCCCUCGAGCAAAGUCGUCGUGGUGGAUCCAGAUGAUGGCGGCGUACGCCCGCUACGGCAAGGUGGCGGAGGCGAGCGAGAUCUACAACUGGAUGCCGCACAAAAAGGCCCUCGGGUGGAGCUUGCUGCUCAUUGCGUACGCGAGAAACGGCCUGGUUGACGAGGCCAGCGAGAUGCUCCAGAGCGUCCCAGCCUCGGAUUCCAUUGCCGCAAAUGCGGUUCUAGCAGCAUUCGCUCGGGCAGGGAAUGUGGUGGCAGCGAAGGAGCUGUUCGAUUCCAUGCCCGCCAGGACUUCCGGGAGCUGGAACUCGCUCGCGCAGGCAUAUGCCCAGGCAGGGCAUCUUGCCGAGUGCGUCAAGGCCGCCAACUUGAUGCCGGAGACGACGCGGGGGACGUGGGUGGCCAUGAUCAGGGCGUACGGAGACCACGGCAUGGUGGCGGAGGCCCGUACAGCCUUCGACAAUUUGCCCCGGGUGACUGUCGACGCAUGCAACACCCUGAUCGUGGCGUAUGCCCGUAACGGGCAUCUGGUUGAGGCAAAGGAGCUGUUCGACGCGAUGCUGGUGAGGAGCACCGUCACCUGGGCGUCCAUCAUGGAGGCGUGCACCAUGAACAAUCUCGCGGGGCAAGCGCUGGAGAUUUUCCACUGGGAGAAUUGCUCGGGGCAGCUGAUGCCGGAUCAGGUGGUCCUCUCGGCGGUUCUUAGCGCGCAUUCUUGGCUCGGGUGCCUAGACGAUGCGGCGGGGAUCAUCCGCGACAUGGCCUCGGACUACGGCAUCCGGCCGAGAGUGGAGCACUACUGCGCGAUCCUGGCAAUGCUGACGAGCCGAUCAGAGCUGGGAGAUGCCGAGGAUCUUGCAGCAAGCAUGCCGUUCGUGGCCCCGGCCUCGGCGUGGAAGCUGCUCCUGGACGUGUGUAAGAUCCGUCGGGACAGCGCCCGGGCAAGGCGAGUGGCGGAGGAGAUAGUCAGGCUGGAUCCCAGCGGUCGCGCAGAGCCAUUCAUGGUAGUAGCCGGCCUCUACUUCCGCGAGGGCCGGCCGCAAGAGGCCGUGGAUCUCAUGCUGGAGAAGGGGCUGGCCGGUCAAGAUGUUGACCUUUUGACCCGUGGCUAG